AUGGAAUUACCUGAUCCUCCACCGCAUCCUUCACUAAUACUGAAGGAUCCGUCGCUCAUUAAAUCUGUGGAUGAGCGGGUAAGUUUUGACCGAGAGUCUGAGCAAUGGAUAUUUGAAGACACUGAAUCUGAAUACCAAUACAACUUUAUACUACAGAAGUGGUUACCAGUAAAAAGAAAUCAGGUAAUUGAAGAUGAUGGGGAUGUAGUUUCAAAUAGGGAUGUAGAAAUAGACGAAAACAAGGAUGAUAUAAAAAGGGCCAAGAGGCAGAAACUUGAAGAGAUCAAAAAGCCACAGGCCACCACCACCAAAGUGAAUACAGGGAUUUUUAUUUCAAAUUUACCUGAAGAUGUAACUACGAAUGAAUUAGAGGAAACAUUUGGAAAAUUUGGACUCAUAUCUGAAGAUUUCAAAACCGGAGAUAAAAGGAUCAAACUAUACUAUGAUGACAAUUCGAAAUUUAAAGGCGAGGCAUUUAUUAUAUUCUACAACAAAGAAAGUGUAGACCUUGCUAUUCAAAUGCAAGAUGAUACAAGUUUUAGGGGCAAAGUAAUCAAAGUAGAGCCUGCAAGAUUUGACCCAAAACUCAAUGGAGAUACGACUAAUCCUACCUCAAAUGCACAAUCUGGAACUAAAAAGCUGCUAACUUUGGAAGAAAAGAAACUCUUACAAAGUAAGACGCAAGCCAUGAAACAAAAGCUAGCAGAUUGGGGCGAGGGUGAAGCUGAAAUUUCGAGUAAUUCAACCUUACCUAAAGCAGACUUUAUUAGGAGAAAGAUAUGGGACAAAACAGUCGUCAUCGAAAACAUGUUUCGGUUGGCUGAAUUACAGAGUGACCCAACUCUUGAGCUUGAAAUUAAACAAGAUAUUCAAGAGGAGUGUGAUAAGCUAGGAAUAGGAAAUGAAAUUACCAAAAUUUUUGUUCACGAUAUAAGUAAAUCUGUCACUGUGAAGUUCAGCAAUGCUGAACUGAGUGAAAAAUGCAUAGCUGGGUUUGGGGGAAGGUAUUUUGAUGGUUUGAAGUUAUCAGUUAAGAAAUAUUCGGGUGAAAAGCUUUCUCAUAGUAAAAGUAAUGAGAGUAACUCAGAGCGGAUAGAAAAGUUUGGUGAUUGGUUAGAAGAUGGGCCCAAGAGCUAA
Dujonia railenensis is the source of this 1137-nucleotide messenger RNA. NCBI's taxonomy places the organism in Eukaryota, Fungi, Ascomycota, Pichiomycetes, Serinales, Debaryomycetaceae. The record is from the annotation of a GenBank genome assembly.